UCUAUAGUUUAUCUUUGGGUCUCAGUUCCCUCCAAUAAUGAUUCCAGUUCACUAAUUAAAAUUUCCUCACUCACGCCCUCCAAAUAAAACCCUAAUUUUAAGAUUUCCAGCUCCCGAAUUAUUGUUCUUCGUCUUCCACCUUGAAAGGUUAUCUGGAAGUACUACGUAUGAGUUUGCGCUUUUAAAUUUGGAGUACAGUUUGUAAGACAAUGGAAACCCCAGGGCAGAAAGGGUCAGUCGCGAAGAGGCCCUUGAGGAAGAAAGCAGGGUUACGGAAUUAUGAUGAAAAUUUGAUGGAUGAGUUGAUAGAGAGUCAUUUGGGUGGUUCUUUGAAGAAAAAGUUUCGAACCAGGGAAGAAUUGGAGAAAGAGACUGAAACCGAGGCCAUGCUGGCAUUAUCUCUGGGAUUCCCGAUUGAUGCAUUACUUGAGGAUGAGAUUAAAGCUGGAGUGGUAAGAGAAUUAGGGGGAAAAGAACAGAAUGAUUAUAUUGUCGUGAGGAAUCAUAUCCUUGCGAGGUGGAGAAGUAACGUGAAGGUCUGGUUAUUGAAGGGACAAGUUAAAGAAACUGUGAGCAAUGAGUAUGAGCAUUUGUUAUCUGCUGCUUAUGACUUUCUGUUGUACAACGGGUAUAUCAAUUUCGGGCUUUUAACAUCACUUGCACCUCCAAUGCCAGAGUUGACUAAUGAAAGAUCUGUGAUAAUUGUUGGUGCUGGACUUGCUGGUUUGUCAGCUGCAAAGCAGCUCAUGUCUUUUGGUUUCAAGGUCAUUGUUUUAGAAGGCAGGAAUCGUCCUGGAGGGAGAGUUUAUACUCAAAAGAUGGGUAACGAGGGCCAAUUUGCUGCUGUGGAUCUUGGUGGCAGUGUAAUUACUGGUAUUCAUGCUAAUCCACUCGGAGUUCUUGCGAGGCAACUUUCUAUUCCACUCCAUAAGGUUCGAGAUAACUGUCCCUUGUACGGAACAGAUGGGGCACCUGUUGAUAGGGAAGUUGAUCUUAAGAUUGAAUUCAUCUUCAAUAAGUUGCUCGAUAAAGUCAUGGAACUUAGGAAAACCAUGGGUGGAUUUGGAAAUGAUAUUUCUCUAAGUUCAGUUUUGGAGAGACUUAGGCAAUUGUAUAAUGUGGCUAGAACUAAAGAAGAGAAGCAACUGCUUGAUUGGCACUUCGCCAACCUGGAAUAUGCAAAUGCAGGAUGCCUUUCAAAUCUGUCAGCAACAUAUUGGGAUCAGGAUGAUCCUUAUGAAAUGGGUGGGGACCACUGCUUGCUAGCUGGAGGUAACUGGAGAUUGAUCAAUGCCCUAUGCGAAGGAGUUCCAAUAUUCUACGGGAAAACUGUAAACACUAUUAAGUAUGGGAGUGAAGGAGUUAAAGUGAUUGCCGGAGAGCAAGCGUUUGAAGCAGAUAUGGUGCUCUGUACUGUGCCUCUUGGAGUCUUGAAGAAAAAAAUUAUCAACUUUGACCCAGAGUUACCAACAAAUAAGCUUGCAGCGAUUGAUAGAUUGGGUUUCGGUAUGCUUAAUAAAGUCGCAAUGGUCUUCCCUCAUGUGUUUUGGGGAGAAGAAUUGGAUACUUUCGGAUGUCUCAAUGAGAAUAGCAAUAAGCGUGGAGAGUUCUUUUUGUUCUAUGGAAACCACACUGUUUCUGGAGGUGCAGUUCUUAUUGCGUUGGUGGCUGGAGAAGCUGCACAAAUGUUUGAAGAUACAGAUCCAUGUACUGUACUCCACCGAGUUCUAAGCAUUUUAAGAGGCAUAUAUAAGCCAAAAGGCAUCGAUGUUCCUGAUCCCGUACAAACAAUUUGUACUAAAUGGGGAAGUGACCCUUUUAGUUAUGGUUCAUAUUCUCAUGUUAGGGUACAGUCAUCUGGUAGUGACUAUGAUCUACUUGCAGAAACAGUUGGGGAGCGACUGUUUUUUGCUGGUGAGGCCACAACUAGGCAAUAUCCAGCUACGAUGCAUGGCGCCUUCUUGAGCGGUUUAAGAGAAGCUUCUCGCAUUUUAAAAGUCAGCAAAAAUUGGCAAAACAAUUUGAGGAAGUCCAUUCCGAGGAACGUUGGAGUAAGCAAUGAUGCAUUACUAGAUCUAUUUAAGAGACCUGAGGUGGAAUUCGGAAAUUUUUCGUUGGUAUAUAAUCCCUUCACGGAAGACCCAAAAUCAAUGGCGAUAUUGAGAGUAACAUUUGAUAAUUGUGAAGAUGAUCUGAAGAAACAAUUAGCCAAUGGCUUUGAAAAUCAUUUGAACCUACCGUUGCAGCUUUACGCAGUAUUAAAUCGUGAUCAUGCACUUAAGUUACAAGAGAUGGCAGGAAGUGACAAAGAAAAGGUGUGGUAUUUGAUUAAAGUCAUGGGUUUGAAACUAAUGGGACACAGUGCAGUGGUAAAUGCGAGUGGUGUCUUGAUUUCUAGCAUUGUUACUGCACGAAGAGGGCGUGGCAAGAAAAUAAUCGCUGGACAACAUAGUUCCGCUUAGAGGUGAAAUGGCACGGAAAUAUGUGGAUGCAAAGGCCGAUUAGAUCUGACGUGGCUUAAAUCUCUCAGGUACACACUCAUGUAUAUAGUCUAGCUAUGUAGGUUAACUUAUUUGAAUCAGCUUAAGGGUUAGUGUAGUGUAGGUUAAAGCCAAUUGCUGCAGGAAAAUCAUUUAAGUAAAAUUUGAAGCAUUACCAAAUUGAAAAAUGUUGUAUUCUAUGAACCUUUGAUAGUAGCAGACAACUAGAAAUCCCUAUGCUGUGCUCAGUAACUGGCCUUUUCAAUUUUCCAUACAGCAUAAGUUCUGUUUGACUUAGUUUUUCUAGAA
Messenger RNA from Mercurialis annua (annual mercury), 2789 nucleotides. Its product is annotated as lysine-specific histone demethylase 1 homolog 2. The transcript has 3 exons. Lineage: Eukaryota; Viridiplantae; Streptophyta; Magnoliopsida; Malpighiales; Euphorbiaceae. The coding region runs from base 210 to 2462 and encodes 750 amino acids. The record is from RefSeq and is a predicted model, not a curated record. Gene Ontology annotation, molecular function: protein binding; oxidoreductase activity.